CGCCGCUCUGUUGGCAGCAGGGGGGGGGGGGGGGGGGCGCGCAGGGCUGUUUGAGCAGUCUGGUCUCUCCUGCAGAAAGAGAAACUGAGUCGUGGACCGAGCAGGAGCAGAGAGGAUGAAGCGAGCAACCUUCCUUCUGGUGUGUGGAGUCGCACUGAGCUUCUGUCGAGCUCAGUCGGACUCUGGAGGCGAGGAGGCUGGAGCGGAGGAGGAACAUGUGGAGCUCUUCACCACGCCGGCCACCAAGAUGGGCGCCGCCACCUCGGACUUCGGCUACAACCUGUUCCGCGCUCUGGCUGGCCGUGAACCCUCCACCAACAUCUUCCUGUCUCCCAUCAGCGUGUCGGUGGCGCUGACUCAGCUCUCCAUGGGAGGGUCUGAGCGGGCUGAGCGGCAGCUGUUCCGGGCCCUCAGGUACCACACCCUGCAGGACCCCCAGCUCCACAGCACCCUGAAGGACCUGUUAGCCUCGGUCCGGACGCCUGGGAAAGGCCUGAGUACAGCGGUUCGGAUCUACCUGUCUCGCCGCAUUCGUCCGAAGCAGGAGUUCCUCGCCCUGGUGGAGCAGCAGUAUGGAGUUCUUCCCAAGUCUCUGUUGGGAGGACCCAAAGACGUGUCCGAGAUCAACACCUGGGUGUCUCAGGAGACCGGUGGGAAGGUGCAGCGCCUCCUGACAAAGCCCCUCCUCCGAAACGCUGGAGUCCACACCGUGAGCGCCGCCUACUUCAAAGGGAAGUGGGCGACCCGCUUCGGUCAGAGCGGAGUGAUGGAGAACUUCCAGGUGGACGGUGCGGCACCUGUCCGCGUUCCCAUGAUGCAACAGGAUAACUACCCCGUGAAGAUGGGCGCCGACUCGGACCUGAGCUGCACGAUCGCUCAGAUCCAGAUGCAGGAUGAUGUCAGCAUGUUCGUCUUCCUGCCGGACGCCGUGACGUCCAACACCUCGCUGCUGGAGGAGAGUCUGACAGCGGAGUUCGUGCAGGACCUGUCCAUGACGCUACUUCCCGCCCAGGUGUCGCUCUCGCUGCCCGCCCUGAGGCUCAGCUACUCCACCGACCUGCUGCCACUGCUCGGCGACCUGGGACUCUCUGAUUGGCUCGCGGACACGGACCUGGAAAAGAUCUCCACCCUGGCCGCCAAGCUCGGCAGUGUCAAUCACAAGGUCGCCAUGGAGACGGCACCCGAGGGGAACCAGUACCCGAGCGGCGGCGCCCCGGCCUACCUGGCCUACCGCGUAGACCGGCCCUUCCUGUUCCUGAUCCGGGACGAGACGUCGGGGGCGCUGCUGUUCAUCGGCAGGGUGGUCAACCCCAAAGCCCUGACAAUAUAACACACACACACACACACACACACACACACACACACACACACACACACACACACACACACACACACACACACACACACACACACACACACACACACACACACACACACACACACACACACACUCUUAGCUGGUCCUAGGGGUUCAGCUGUUUGCUUCGUGUUUCCGGUGGCAGAUGUUUUGAGGAUAUUUGAUUUACGUUCUUUUCUUCUUUUUGUAUUCACGAUGAAACAUGUCAGCGUGCUCGUGUUAGCCCGACACACUCUGACAAUAUUCUGAGCUCAAAGUUUAGUUUUAGAGAAACGAAAUCAAAUGUUGUCCUUUGUGUUCAAAGAAAUAAACAACAAUGAAAGGAAA
This is a messenger RNA of Eleginops maclovinus (Patagonian blennie), 1684 nucleotides long. It is a transcript of the gene serpinf1, whose product is annotated as serpin peptidase inhibitor, clade F (alpha-2 antiplasmin, pigment epithelium derived factor), member 1. NCBI's taxonomy places the organism in Eukaryota, Metazoa, Chordata, Actinopteri, Perciformes, Eleginopidae. Gene Ontology annotation, biological process: negative regulation of endopeptidase activity; negative regulation of angiogenesis. Gene Ontology annotation, molecular function: serine-type endopeptidase inhibitor activity. The record is from RefSeq and is a predicted model, not a curated record. Bases 116 to 1330 code for a protein of 404 amino acids. The transcript has 8 exons.